AUUUCGGACGUAACCAUAAGCUAAAAAACCCGGCGGGAGAAGCUGACUGUACUGCCAGAGCGUUUUAAAGCGUUUGUUAGCUCUUGAUUUUUUUUUUUUUUAAGUUUUUGUGUUGGUGUGGAAAGUGCCGCUUUUUUAUAUUAACACAAAAAAAAGUAAGCAGCGUUACGGGGGGAAAAGGCUGUUUUGAAUGAACCCCGUGUGAGUUUACGUGUAGUUUAGCGCGAAGCUAAAGCCCAGAGAGGCUGAGAGAGCGAUGGCGUUCCCCGAGCCCCGGCAGCAGCAUGGCCGGCUCCCGCAGCACCUUCUCCGGACUGUGGACUGUCAACAGGGCGCUGUCAGAGCUGUGCGCUUUAACGCUGAUGGGAACUACUUGAUGACGUGUGGCGGUGAUAAAAGCCUGAAGCUGUGGAGCGUGAGCCAAGGGGUCUUGCUCAAGACAUACAGCGGACAUGGCUAUGAGGUGCUGGACGCGGAUGGCUCUUAUGAUAACAGCCAGCUGUGUUCAUGCAGCGCAGACAAGACGGUGAUCCUGUGGGACGUGGCGACUGGGCAGGUGACCCGCAAACUUCGCGGCCACGCAGGGAGGGUGAACUGCGUGAGAUUCAAUGACGAGGCCACUGUAAUGCUCUCAGGCUCUAUAGAUGGCACAGUGCGCUGCUGGGACACUCGGUCCAGAAAGAUGGAGCCGAUUCAGACUCUGGAUGAAGCGCGAGAUGGCAUCAGCAGCCUGAAAGUGCUUCAACACGAGGUGCUGACUGGUUCUGUGGACGGCCAGGUGAGGCGCUACGAUCUGCGGAUGGGCCAACUGCACGCGGACUACCUUGGCAGUCCGAUCACGUGUGUGUGUUUCAGUCAGGAUGGUCAGUGCACCUUGAGCUCCAGUCUGGAUGCCUGUGUGCGUCUGUUAGACAAGAACACAGGAGAGCUGCUUGGAGAAUACACAGGACACCAGAAUAAAGACUACAAGCUGGACUGCUGCCUGUCUGAGAAAGACACUCACAUCCUGUGCUGCUCUGAGGAUGGUAACGUGUACUGCUGGGACCUGGUGGAGGGGUCGUUAACACUGAAGCUGCCUGUUGGGAAAGCUGUUGUCCAGUCGCUUUCCUUUCACCCCACAGAGCCUUGCUUACUGACAGCCAUGGAGGGGCAUGUCCAGAUCUGGGGGGUGGAGCCAGAUGAAAUGGACACGGCUGAGUAAGGCACAGUGAGAACCUUCACGUGGCCUGGACUUAUUUCACCAGAACAUCGGAGUUUUAAAAUUUUAGUGCCUUUUGUUCUUCAACAUUUAUAUGUACAGAGAUCAUUUAAUAAACCUGACUUGUUUCAUGUUUAGCUUGUUUUACAAAAUUUAUUUAUUAAAGUGAUACUGACACAAA
Messenger RNA from Neoarius graeffei (lesser salmon catfish), 1379 nucleotides. RefSeq names its product WD repeat domain containing 83 (gene wdr83). The record is from RefSeq and is a predicted model, not a curated record. Lineage: Eukaryota; Metazoa; Chordata; Actinopteri; Siluriformes; Ariidae. Gene Ontology annotation, biological process: mRNA splicing, via spliceosome. Bases 257 to 1201 code for a protein of 314 amino acids. Gene Ontology annotation, cellular component: catalytic step 2 spliceosome. The transcript is spliced from 9 exons. Gene Ontology annotation, molecular function: protein binding.